Molecule: messenger RNA, 1410 nt
Organism: Abrus precatorius (Indian licorice)
Lineage: Eukaryota; Viridiplantae; Streptophyta; Magnoliopsida; Fabales; Fabaceae
Exons: 2
Coding region: 1-1410 (469 amino acids)
Molecular function (GO): RNA-DNA hybrid ribonuclease activity; nucleic acid binding
Source: RefSeq, a predicted model, not a curated record
AUGUGGAAUCUGCACGUCAACGGAUCAUCAAAUCGACUGGGUAGUGGAGCUAGGGUCAUACUCGAAGGGCCGAACGCAUUCGCCAUUGAGCAAUCCAUUCGGUUUGGAUUUAGGGCAUCUAACAACCAAGCAGAAUAUGAGGCUUUACUUGCCGGUCUUAGACUAGCAAAGGAGAUUAGAGUUAAACGCAUUACCAGUUGGAGUGAUUCAAAAAUUGUGGCCGAACAGGUUAAUGAUACAUAUCAGGUUAGGGACCCGGUUAUGCUUAAAUAUUACCAAGAAUUCAAGAAAAUAAAAAAUGAAUUUGACGAGGUAUGUGUUCGGCACACGCCAAGAAACAUGAACGAACGGGCCGACAGGCUUGCUAGGCUGGCUAGCCAAAGGAAACCAGGGCAGUUGCACAACAUGGUUCGUCAAGAAAUCCUCCAACCUAGCAUCACCAAACAAGAAUUCAUGGACGUAGAAAAUUCAUCUCAUAAUUGGAUGACCCCACUCUUCGGGUAUAUCAUCGAUGGCAGCUUACCAGAGGAUACAACUUCAGCUAUUAAAAUAAAAAUGCACACAGCUAAGUACCUUCUUCUCGGCAAGCACUUGUACAGGAGAGGAAUUUCAACUCUUAUGCUUAAAUGCCUAAACCACGACCAAGCUAACUACGUCAUGAGGGAAAUCUAUGAAGGAAUUUGUGGUACCCAUUCAGGCAGAAGAACUAUGGCAGCAAAAAUACUCAAAGCCGGAUAUUACUGGCCAACACUCACUCAAGAUUGCCAUUUGUUUGUGAAGAAAUGCAUUCCCUGUCAACAACACGGUCCUCACAUACACCAACAUGCCGAUACCUUUCGCCCUAUUAACUCUCCUUGGCCUUUUGCCAUAUGGGGAAUGGACCUCCUCGGCCCUUUCCCUUUAGCAAAAGGGCAAUGUAAAUUUCUCCUUGUUGCUGUGGAUUACUUCACCAAAUGGAUAGAAGCCAAACCCCUUGCCACCAUCACGGCCAACAAUAUCGGUGAUUCAAUGAGUUCUUGGAAGACUAAUGGCCAGACUGAGGCUACAAACAAGGUGAUCUUACAUGAAUUAAAAAAGAGAUUGGGUUCGGCAAAGGGAGAAUGGGCAGAGAAACUGCCCGAAAUAUUAUGGGCUUAUUGGUGCACGCUGCAAACCACAACAAAGGAAACUCCUUUUUGGCUUACCUAUGGUACUGAUGCCAUGGUGCCAGUAGAGAUUGGAGAACCUUCAUUUCGGAGGAAGAAUUUUGAGGAAUCGGCUAAUGAAGAAGCAUUGGCCAUCAACCUCGACUUAAUAGAUGAGAUACAUGACCAAGCUGCCAUUAUGACUGAGGCUAGCAGAAGAAUGAUGGCUAGAAAAUUCAACUCCAAAAUCAAUCCACGCCAAUUUUACGAAAAUGACCUAGUCUAG